AAUAGGGAAGUUUUGCAGGGGUUACGUUUGCAGUCAGUCCGGUGUUUGCAAAUAUUGUGUGGGCUCCGCGCGCGCGCUGCGGGCUGCGGGAGGGUCCGGACCGGGGCGUCUGGUUGAGUUUGCAUGAAACUUUCACCUGCCCUGGCGGGGAGAGCUUCGGCUGCGGCUCCAGCGCGCACACCUCCCCGUGUUCCCGACCGCGGGGGCUGUCUUUUCCAACCCGACAUGGAUGUGCUCCCAAUGUGCAGUAUCUUCCAGGAGCUCCAGAUUGUGCACGAAACGGGCUACUUCUCGGCUCUGCCGUCCCUGGAGGAAUACUGGCAACAGACCUGCCUGGAAUUGGAACGUUACUUGCAGAGCGAACCCUGCUAUGUUUCGGCCUCAGAAAUCAAAUUUGACAGCCAGGAAGAUCUGUGGACCAAAAUCAUUCUGGCUCGGGAGAAAAAGGAGGAAUCUGAACUGAAGGUGACUUCUAGUCCUCCAGAGGAUUCUCUGAUCAGCCCGAGCUUUAGCUACAACCUGGAGACCAACAGCCUGAACUCGGAUGUCAGCAGCGAAUCAUCUGAUAGUUCGGAGGAACUUUCUCCCACUUCCAAGUUUACCUCUGACCCCAUCAGUGACGUCUUAGUCAAUUCAGGAAAUCUGAGCUCCUCUGUGACCUCCACGCCUCCUUCUUCUCCAGAACUGAGCAGGGAGCCUUCUCAACUGUGGGGUUGUGGACCCGGUGAGCUGCCCUCACCUGGGAAGGCACGCAGUGGGACUUCGGGGAAGCCAGGUGACAAGGGGAGUGGCGACGCCUCCCCAGAUGGCAGGAGGAGGGUACAUCGGUGCCAUUUCAACGGCUGCAGAAAAGUUUACACCAAAAGCUCCCACUUGAAAGCCCAUCAGCGUACUCACACAGGAGAAAAGCCUUACAGAUGCUCUUGGGAAGGGUGCGAGUGGCGUUUUGCAAGAAGUGACGAGUUAACCAGACACUUCCGAAAGCACACCGGUGCCAAGCCUUUUAAAUGCUCUCACUGUGACAGGUGUUUCUCCAGGUCCGACCACCUGGCCCUGCACAUGAAGAGGCACCUCUGAGGGCGGAGAGCAGGUGAAUCCUGUGGGCUAAGAGGCUUCCAGGCUGAGAGACGGCCGUGGAAGGAGGGAUGCGUGUUCCAGCCAAAGCAUGCCAUUUUGCACCCUACCCAGUUGCCUCCAGGGCCUCUCCUUGGAAGGUCUUUCGAGGGCUAAAAAGUCAUGGAGGAAGCGGCAUAGCACCUGUGGUGCGUGGUGUUUGGGUGACCCUGGACUCGCCACUGGUACCUAACCUUCCGAGUGGUUCUUAAGCCUUUGCUGUGAGCAUGCGCACUGAGAAUGUUAAUGGUUGGGUUGACUGUAUGUUGAGGAUCUAUUACUGAUUGUAUGAUGAGGCAGACUUUUUUUCCUUGUGGCGCCAAACUGCAAGAGACAGAAAAAAAGUAGUUUGAAUGUUUUGUGUGUAAGGAAUAUACCAUGAGAUGAGACGACCACCAAUCAUUUCCUGGGAGGGUGUCCGCACCUUAGAAAAGAAAAAAAAAAAAAAAAAACAAUAAAAAACAACAACAACAACAACAACAAAAA
This is a messenger RNA of Lepus europaeus (European hare), 1599 nucleotides long. It is a transcript of the gene KLF6, whose product is annotated as KLF transcription factor 6. Gene Ontology annotation, biological process: regulation of transcription by RNA polymerase II. Bases 124 to 1077 code for a protein of 317 amino acids. The transcript has 4 exons. The record is from RefSeq and is a predicted model, not a curated record. NCBI's taxonomy places the organism in Eukaryota, Metazoa, Chordata, Mammalia, Lagomorpha, Leporidae. Gene Ontology annotation, molecular function: DNA-binding transcription factor activity, RNA polymerase II-specific; RNA polymerase II cis-regulatory region sequence-specific DNA binding.